Molecule: messenger RNA, 147 nt
Organism: Colletotrichum tamarilloi
Lineage: Eukaryota; Fungi; Ascomycota; Sordariomycetes; Glomerellales; Glomerellaceae
Exons: 1
Coding region: 1-147 (48 amino acids)
Source: RefSeq, a predicted model, not a curated record
AUGGUUGUUUUGGCUGAUGUUGUACUGGCAUUGUCCGAUGCCUUCGCAGCGACCAACAAACAAAAACGUAGGGCUCGUGCGCUCUUGACAGACAUCUUUGAUGGCAUCCAACACCAAAGAUGCAAUUUACGCACAGCUCUCCGCUAG